GCGCUGGGAUCACCGCCUUGGAGAGGGAGGUGAAACUCUGCAGCCGGAGCCACAGAUCUUUUUUAGGCCAGGUCAAUUGGUUUUGGAUCCUGCAAAGCUAGCGGCUGUCAGGGUGAAUCAAUUGCAGAAUACAUUCUUAGAGCGCCUAUACACGGCUGCUAAAGAAGAUAGUUUCUGGCAGGAAUUGCACCGCUCCCUGGUUGAAAGGAAACCAAAUUUGGACCAGAACUUGUCGGUCAAGAACGGUCUCAUCUUCUACAAGAAUAGAUGGUAUAUACCCAAAGACAAGAAGCUUCAGAUGGAAAUUGUUACGGGCAUGCCAAGCAUUUACGGGAGUGAAAGAAAGGCUAGUAGAUACCCCAAUACUCUUUGA
This is a messenger RNA of Morchella sextelata, 373 nucleotides long. RefSeq lists its product as uncharacterized. The annotation marks the transcript as partial. The record is from RefSeq and is a predicted model, not a curated record. Lineage: Eukaryota; Fungi; Ascomycota; Pezizomycetes; Pezizales; Morchellaceae. The transcript has a single exon.